Molecule: messenger RNA, 2168 nt
Organism: Galendromus occidentalis (western predatory mite)
Lineage: Eukaryota; Metazoa; Arthropoda; Arachnida; Mesostigmata; Phytoseiidae
Product: A disintegrin and metalloproteinase with thrombospondin motifs adt-1
Exons: 11
Coding region: 1-1836 (611 amino acids)
Biological process (GO): proteolysis
Molecular function (GO): metalloendopeptidase activity
Source: RefSeq, a predicted model, not a curated record
AUGGGAAUGCCGAAUCUCGACUACCUGACAGUUUGGUGUGGACUCUCCUGGUGGGAUCAGUUCUCUAUUCAGAGUCCUUGUUUGCAGAGUUAUUGUGUGAUAUCAGGAAAAGGUCGAACGAGCGGAAAUUAUAUUGAACAGGAAGCACAAAUUAGGCUCCACAAUGUUCAUUCGACCGAUGACAGCAGCAGCUCGGCGGCGAACAAAACAGAAUCCGAUCAAAGCAGGAUCAUGGUGAUACGUGUGUCUUCGAAUUUGACAUUCUAUAUCAGAUUGCAACCGCAGACUGACACAACGUUGCAUUCGCGCCUCGAGCAAGUGCGCGUCGUCCAUGACAACUACACCGAGCAGCAGGAACUCCACGACGUUCAGAGUUGUCAAUUCGUGGGCAACGUGAUCGCUCCCGUAAGAGGGGUCGCCUCAGUCAACACCUGUCCAAACACCCCAGACGCCUACGCGAUUCUGAUAACCGAGGGCGGAAUUUUCUAUCUAAGACCGCGCAUGAUAGAGUGGCAGGAUGACAAAGACAAGCCCCAUGUUUUCACGCGGGUGGAGUCGAAUGAGGACGACCAGUUCUGCGGCCUUCGGAAUUUCAAAGACGAGGUGCCCUUGGACGACAUUGGGCGAGUAGCCCCGACGACAACCGACGGUUUCUUGGAAAAUCUCACCGAGAGCUCCGACUUCGAACUCCCUCUGGACAACGACGGCGAUCAUGUUAUUGCAAAGCUCCGUCGGAAGAGGGCCGCCCCAGGAUCCACGAUGUACAUUGAGACCGCGAUAUUCGUGGACAGACACAUGUUCGAUUCUAUCGAGAAAUCGAAGCCCCCGAAUACGGUGACGGCGAUCGUCAAUAUCGUCAUGGCUAUCCUGCACCAGGUUCAGCUCAUUUAUCAUUACCACUCGAUGACCGCUUUCGACUUCAAAUUAGUCGUGGUCAAAUUCGAGAUUUUGAAAAACACGAAGACGUCACCGGAUACCGGGGGUGGUAACAUCGACCGAUACCUCGAUAGUUUUUGCGGCUGGCAGUGCAAACGGUUGCCGGCCCAUGGGAAUAAGGACCACUGGGAUCACGCGAUCAUGUUGACUGGUCUAGACAUGUUCAAAAUGUCUGGAUCCGUCAAAAACGAUAAAGUGCUGGGAUUGGCUUGGGUAAACGGGAUGUGCCGUUGCGAUUACAGCUGUACAAUAAACGAAGGGAACUCUGCCGAGGCCGCGUUCGUCAUCGCCCACGAAAUGGGCCACAGUCUGGGUAUGCAGCACGACGGAUCCGGAAAUCACUGCGACUCGAACAAAUUCAUCAUGUCCGACCGGACAGGAGCCGGUAAAGUGAAUUGGUCCAAGUGCAGCAACGACUAUGUCAAGGCGGCAGAGAGGAAAGGACAGUUCAAGUGCCUGACAAACACAGCGCGAGCCGCUUCGAGCCUGGUCGACAUUGAAAAACUUCCGAUGUUGCCUGGGGAAGAAUAUUCGGCGACCAAGCAAUGCCAGAUGGCUCUCAGCCCUAAACACAAACCUUAUAUGUCCGCCAAAAGUCCCUUCAACGACAUCUGUCGCGAACUCUGGUGUCUCGAGGGACAGUGGGCAACCCCGGCCCAUCCGGCGCUGGACGGAACUGAAUGCUCACAGGGGAAGUGGUGCCGAGAAGGUAGUUGUGUGUUGAAGAGCUCAUCUAGUAAGUACAAGACCCACCCCCCUCCCGAACCCGAGGGGAAGGCGUCAACACAGUCCGCUCCGCAGACAACAGCUCGGAAGGUCGCACCAGGCAGAGGUGGAGGCCAGCGGAGGCGAUGGGCUUUCAAAAAUCUCUACGGACGUUUCUCCGGCAUUUACGGUUGAGCACCUGUUCCUACAGCAUAAGUCCCGGCAUUGUGUCGUCGUUCCUCCCUGUCGAAGUUCCGCAGCCAUGCGCAAAGGGUCUGGCAUGACUACGUAUUGCACAACUCCCCGGACGCUCCCAUGGGCAUGGCCAGAGCGUCGGCAGUACGCAAAUGCACCAGAGGCUCACCCAAUUCAAGCUGUCAGCUGUACCAACGCAACGCCGCACUCGAACGCCCCUAUCCCGGCGACCGAUGUGCAUAAAGAUCUCGUUCGUUUCCAGGUACAAAAGCUACCGGCAGAAAAGUCAAUGUGGGUUGAAUAAAAGAUCUGUUCAAGUGAACAAACACUCU